ACGAACCGCGACGGUUCGGCGAGCACCGUCGCCAUGUCGUUCGGGUCCGCCGCCUACAGCAUCGACUACGCCAAUGAGAUCACAAAGCUGGACCCGCUGCUCUUUCUACCGCAGCGCCUCUCGCUCCGCGUUCAGCCGCAGAUGCAUGCGCGAGGCAUUGUCAUCCAGCUCAUUGCCCAGCAGUGCACGGUCCUUGCGCUGCUCGUGCACAAGCUGCGUCUAGCAAUGCUGCCCGAUGCGACAACAAGGAUCGGCAUCGUUGGUGGUGGCCGUGUUGGCGUCGGGAUUUGCGAGGCCCUCGUGGCCGGCGGGUGGCCACCGGCGCUUAUUGCGAUAUCCACGCGGCAGCCUGACGACCCGCGCUGGAUGGCGCGGGUCGACGCCGCAGUCGCCCGGUACCACGACAAUGCGAAACUCGCUCUUGAGAGCGACCUCGUGCUUCUCGCCGUGCCCCCGUCGCAGUUGACCAGUGUUGGGAUCCAAGUCAAACAUACGCUGGGCCAGCCGGCGUCAACGCGGGUGCUACUCAGUGUCCUCGCAGGCGUCGAGCUCGACAAGGUGACGAAGGUCUGUGCUUGCCCCGUUGCGCUUCAUACCCGCGUGCACCCGUCGAUCGUGGCGGACGUCGACGUCGCGACGAUGGAUACUGCGGUUCUCGCCGCAAACCACUAUGCGCAUAACAACUCGGUCGGUCUGCGGGAUCUCUGCCUCCGCUUUGAGCAACUUGCAUUGCGUCUUGGCGUCGACGAGCGUGUCGCACGCCGCGUCGCCGUCGACCUCGUCCUCGGCCCGUCCAGUCGCCCUCCGUUUGACACUCCGCUUCCAUCCAACGCUGUGUGGCACCGGUCCUGGGACGAUCUGCUCUCGACGACGCAGCGAGUAUGGAGCAGCGCGAUCGACCAGGUUGAUGUCCCAUAUCAGGAAGAAAGCGAUGUCGCUGCCUUGCCAUCGCCGCUGGGACACCUCGUGUAAUGCAUCGCAAUAUACAGCGAAAUGUGUG
Messenger RNA from Saprolegnia diclina VS20, 1000 nucleotides. RefSeq lists its product as hypothetical. Gene Ontology annotation, molecular function: pyrroline-5-carboxylate reductase activity. Gene Ontology annotation, biological process: L-proline biosynthetic process. Lineage: Eukaryota; Oomycota; Saprolegniomycetes; Saprolegniales; Saprolegniaceae. The coding region runs from base 34 to 972 and encodes 312 amino acids. The record is from RefSeq and is a predicted model, not a curated record. The transcript has 4 exons.